AUGUGCUCUGACGGUUCAUAUUGUGCUUGUUACGCCCGGCUGUGUAGAAACAGCAUGCCUUGGACAAGAGUCACACCUGGUCAUCUCGUGGCCAUCAAAGCAUCGCCGGCCCCAGUAGACACUCGCGCCCUGUUUUCGCUGACGUCCAGCGACCUCAGCUCCAGCCCUCCACCCGAGCCUCUCUUGGUUGCGCCGCCGGCGCCUUUCGCAACCUCACGCGACCAUUCGGCAACCAGAGGGCGGGCGCUGAGUGCCACAAGUCCGCACAAUGCAUCACCACGAGGUGUCCCGCCGGCGCAGCAAGCACCACAAGUGUGGACGGCGAAGCAAAGUCUUGAGAUAGAUCGGAAGGCUAGUUUGUACAAUCACCAUCGCCAGACAUCCAUCGUCAAUGGCGCGCAGCAUUCGCGAAACCCAAGCCUGGCGGCCCCGACACAUAGGAGUCCGCUGGGGUCGUACAAAGCUACAGCAAAUGGCUCACCUGAGACUGCUACGGCAAAUGGCAAUGCGGUUUUGAAGAAAAGCCCUUCAAUGACUACGCUCUAUAAUAACGGCACGAACGGCACCAGCGGCGGCACAGCGACUGUCGUUAGAGGAUUGGAAAGUCAUCCCUCUCAACGGCGGCCGCAACGGAUGCACAGUGGCAGAGUGAAGACUAGCUCCGAGCAUCAGCGCGCACAGUCCAGAGCACAGGCUGCGCAGGAACCAAAGACUGUUGGAGAGUAUGCGCUGCAUCAUCUGUUCACCUCGUUUGUUGCUGAGGCGGACGAGCGUAUUGAGCGUUGCAUCCCGCGCUUUGGCGAGCUUGAGCCACGCAUUGAGGAGAUCUGCGGGCCUGGUGCAGACCCGCCUUUUGAUCAACUUAUCUCCUCCUUGGGUCACAUCAACCGACACAAGCCAAAGUCUCUCAUUGACUCUGUCAUUCAUUGGAGAAAAAUGAAGGCUGAUCUUGCUAACAAGAUGUACAGUGAGUUACAGCUGAUGCGCGAGCCUGCCCAAGUCACUCAGAGACCUGUGAUGAAUGGUAUAUCUUCCGCGCCCACCUCCCCGCCAGGUGGGCAAGAGGUCCUUCUGAAGGAGCAUGAGGUGUCUAUGGCUGACAGAAGGUCGACUAUAUCGAUCUACCUGCUGUGCCGAGUACUUAUAGCGAUUAUCAGCCAGACCACGCUUGAAGCCCUUAACGGCCCAGAUGGGUUCCUCAACACCGCUGGAAGGCUGGAGGAAGUCAUAUAUGGUCAGCUGCAAAGCGCAGAUCCCGAUAUGCUUGCUACCUCGCCAGUAUUAAGUGCCAACUGGGUGAUUCGAGGACAGCUACUGGGUGUUAUGAGCGGCAUUCGCUUCGAAGCCGUCACUGACCGCUUUCUUCAAAAUCUGGAGAUCGCUCAGGAGAAGCUUUCGGUCAAAGGCCAGGUCGACCCACGCCUCGCAGCUAAGACCGCAAGACUUGUGCAAAGUAUGCGCUUUCUUAAAGUCCAGUUACAGCCUCAAGAACUUUGGGAGGCGUCCUGUAGGAAGUUGCUUCGACUGGCGAAGUUCUUUGCUGCCGUGCAUGGACGAGUCAUGAAGCACGCUUACGCCGAGCUGUUCGAGCAUCUCUUGCUACCUGUCGCGGCAAAAGCGACAUCUGAAUUUGAUAAUCCUUCGUGGAGAGAAGCUCUUGUUAUACUACAGCUGCGUACCUCGCAGAUGCUCUCAAAGGCAGAUCAUUGGCCGUACGUGUACCCACUACAGGCGGUCUUACUUUGCGUUUCACCGCAAGAACAGUUCGCCAGCCAGUGGCUUGCGCUCGCAACUUCCGUACCGCCGAAAGCGCGCGACAGAGCUGGCCGGUCCCAUAUGCUUAAGGCUGUGUGUCGACUUACCUGGCGGUAUCUCUAUCGUCCGCACUUCACCGACGAGCCGGCCACCAAGAAGCUGGACGACAUUGUUAAGCUAGUGUUUCAAGGUGGCAAACGAGCCUUCGUCUCCACCGACCCUGCAAUUGCCGACCCACUAAUACAACUCAUUCGCAUUAUUGGAUACAAGCAUCAGGACAUCUGCUUCCGUACGAUAAUCUUUCCGUUGAUGAACUCCGAGCUAUUCGAGAAGCCCGAAAAAGACAGAGACAAAGACCUUCGCAUCGAGAGUCUUGAUCCUGAGAAGACUGUCGUUGCGAUCCGUGCUUUCCUGGCAAUUAUGACUGACUUAGAGAAGGGCCAGGCGCCUCCGUUUCCGACGAGGUAUGAAUGUGAUGAUCUCAUGGAUCCGGCUUCACGCUCUCCCAUCACCCACCGCCGAACACGCUCCCAAGGUUUCGCUGUGUCUGCUGGCCGAACCGAGCGACUCUCACGACCAGUCAUGACAACGAACUUCAACGACGUGACGAAAGAGUACUUUGACAGAUUUUGUAAGAUACUUGGCAAGAUCACCACGCUUUGCGACGAGGCAUUUGGUGGGCAGGCAGUGCUCAAGGAGAAGACUGCCUCGCAGACGCCCAAGACUCCUAUGGCUGAAGCAUUCGCGUUCAACAAGAAGGAGGACCUACUCAACCCUACCGACGCGCGACAGCAUUACUAUGAUUUGCUCCACGUGGCCGUCGAGGCGCUCCCACGCUGCCUUUCACCGGUGAUGUCAAUGACAUCGCUCGUCAACCUUCUAUGUACCGGCACCGCCCACGUACAACCGCAUAUAGCCAGCUCGUCAGCACAGUCGCUGCGAUCGAUUGCACGUCAAGCGCAUGCUCAGCAGGUUACUACUGGCUUCUACAGAUUCGUGUUCAACUUCGAUGAUCCUGAUGCCACAGCACCGGGUCGUAGCCUGCUGGGCCCAGAGCAUAUCGAGAACACGCUCAAAUUGUACGUGGAGCUUCUGCAAAUUUGGGUGGAGGAAGUGGAGCACCGCACACGUAAAGCCAGAGCGGACCAAUUAAGUGGUGAGGAUGUUGUGAAGAAGUCACUACACAAAGACUCUGCUGGAUUGCUAGCCCACGUGGACGAGGUGGAAUCGCAUGGCUUGUUUCUGCUGUGUUCGCCAUCACGAACUGUAAGAGCCGCCGCAGUGGAUGUUCUGCAGUUGAUUACCAAGUUCGAUACAGCCAUCGGCAAACCUGGCUCAAGGCUGAUCAGCAUACUCCAGGGCGGCUCGCAGCAGGUGAUAGAUGUAAAUGAUGAACGCUUGUCGCUGGCUGAGAGGAGUCGCUUACAGAAAGGCCUUCGGAGAAGCAGCAUCAACAGUACGCUCGUCGAAAUGUGCAGCAGUGAUCUUGCCCACGACACGAACCUGUGGUUCAAGCUAUUCCCGAACCUCAUAAGGCUGAGCUCAAAGGUCAAUGCACGCGUCGUUGCAUUAACACGAGCUCUAGUCUGCAAACAUCUGUGGCUCAGCAAUAAGACGAUUAAGGCUUUGUCUGACGGAUCAAGCUCAAAGCUCGGGGUGAACUCCAUGGUCGAGUCCGCCUCUGUUGCUGGUAGGCCGUUUACACACUGGAGCACGUGGGCGCCUGACAUGUUCAUCGAGCAGUGGAGAAUACACCUAGUGUUCGCCUGCACGACACUGACCGAACCUGAGGUCAGCGGCAAUGAACUGCCAUUGCCUUCACAGAGUUCACAACACACACGCAAGAGCUCAAGGUCCUCAACCAAAAGCCAGGCUAAGAUCACAACUGCGCAAGAGCUGUUGAAGACCGCAGUGCCGUACUUAUCAAGCUCCAACGCCACGCUAAGAGAUGCAGCAACUAGUGGACUUGGAUCUAUCAAUGCAACCCUAUAUGACACUCUGCUCGAUUCUCUCAAGAGUGAGGUGGGAAGACGUAGCGGUGAGGGCGAGAUCAUCCAUCAGCGGAGUCUGACCAGCCUGCGACGGAGUCCUCAGACGGACUGUCUACGCACGGAGAUUACGCGACUGCUUGGACUUACCUGCCACCAUCUCGCCGACCUAGCAGCCGUAGGAGACGCAACCCGCGAGAUGUGGUUCGCACCUAUUGCAGAGCACGGCAAACAGCUUCGUCUGUUUCUUAGCGAAACAGAUAUACAAGGCGACCUAGAGUUUCAGCGACUUCGCACUCACUAUUGUGUCUUCAUUGAGGCGCUGUAUGAUAGCAUACAGAAGCUGAAACGACCAUCAUAUAAUGUCGCCUUUCAGUGGCGUCAGGCUAUAUUCGCGCUUAUGGAGGACUGGUGCGGCUUUUCACCACACGAGCCACAGCUGAGAAGGCACGAAGCUCAUCUGCGACGGUCAGUCCUCGAUCGCGAGCAAGAUCUCCGCAAUCGUGGGAUCAUGAGCUCAACAAUGGAGAAGGAGCGUAACGAUCUUCAACUGGCAGCCCUGAGUGCCAUGGCGACAUUGUGUGCAGGCCCACUCGGCUUCUUUGCGGACAACAAGAUCCUGAUGCAGUUUGACGUUCGACGCCUAUUGGCAUGGGUUGGUGCCAUCUUUGAAGCACAGAGCGACCGUAUGCAUGCGAUUGGAAGGCGUGCGCUUCUCAACCUCAUUCUGCACAACCAGGACCAACCAUACCUUAUGGCCCAAGCAAUGCGGAUGUGCUACAUUGCAAGGACGCCCAAAGCGCUCACAAGCUAUUUUGAGGUAGUGACGAAAGUGCUCACGGACUGUACCGGCAUGACAGUACCGUUCUGGAAGAUUCUCUGCGCAGGCCUCUACACACUAGGUAACGAAGACAGCGGGAUACGAAUGAAGUCUGCACGCUUGUUGCGAGCUCUCGAAGAGCGCCAGAAGAAGACAUCGAAGCUGCAGGACCUGGACAUCAGCGUGUCUGAUAAGACGACAGCGGUAUACAAACUCGCUCAAUUCGAGAUCUCACGCCGCCUUUCGAAGCAGCAUCCGGAAUUGGCGUUCCACGUCUUUUCCGAGUUCUCCAUGUAUUUCAAUGAGCUGCAGCCGGACCAUCAACGCAACAUGGUGUCAGGCAUGCUUCCUUGGAUCCAAACCACUGAGCUGCAAGUUGAUCCUAGCGGUGCACCCACGGCAACGUCACACAUGCUACUGGUAAAUCUGUUCGAGAUCACCAUCAAGAGCAGCAUUACUCUACAUAAUGAGAUCCAGGCUUUGUGGCAAGCUCUCGCCACAGGACCAUACGCCGGCAAUGUGCAGGUCGUCCUGCACUAUAUCAUCGGCACAUGCUUGGAGAGAAAGGAGCAUAACUUCGUGCUGUAUGCCAAGCAAGUUGUCGUCUUCCUCUCCAAGACUCCUGCAGGCGCUCGAGUCGUGGAGUAUUUGUUACUGCAAAUAUGCCCAAGGACCAUGGUGCCAGAGCAGCGAGAGCCAAUACAACCGCCCGUGGACAUAACAGGUCUGCCGUACAUCGCGGAUCUGAAUGUGGCUUUGCCAAGUGGUGCAAGGCAAAACAGUCUCUCCCUCGGUCAGCUGAGUAUGAUCCUGCUGGUUGAUCUGAUCGUCUCGCCAAUCAAGCUUCCACCUGAGAAGGUGCCAUCUUUGUUGCAAGUGGUUUUGGUGCAGUGGGACCAAUACGUACCGAUAGUACAAGAGCAGGCCAGGGAGCUGCUUGUGCAUCUCAUCCAUGAACUAGUCAUCUCGAGAAUCGAGCCGGGCAGCACCAAGCCGGACAAGAGGGCCAUCGAGGAUUUCAUUGAAUCCGUACGACGUCACGAUCCCAAGAUUGCUUGGUCCUAUAGUGAUAGCGAGAUCUCAUCUGAGUAUGACAGGAGUCGGUCUGUCUCAGACACUAUGAAUUAUGUGGUGGACGAAGUGGUAAAGAUCUUUUGCGUGACCUACCCAGGCCUGCGUGAGGAGUGGGGGCGAGUCACCAUGCAAUGGGCUACUUCAUGCGCGGUACGACACAUCGCCUGCCGCUCUUUUCAGGUGUUCCGGUGCAUACAGACGACACUGGACCAGCAGAUGCUUGCAGAUAUGCUGGCUAGGCUCUCGAACACCAUCGCUGACAGCGAGAACCCGAAUUACCUCAUUUUCUCGCUCGAGAUAUUGGCAACCUUGCGCAGCAUCGUCGAUGCCCUUACGCCAAUCGCACUCCUUCAGUAUCCGCAACUGUUUUGGACAACGUGCGCCUGCUUAGAUACCAUCUUUGAGCGUGAGUAUCAGGAAGCGUUGACAAUUCUGGACAUUAUCCUACGCAAGAUGGACCUUACUGAUCCCGCAGUCGUGCGGAUACUCAAAGAAAGCCAACCAAGCAGUGACAAUCAAAGUGGCAAGUGGGAAGGUGCCUUCAACGGGCUGCAUUGUCUGAUCUACAAAGGCAUGCGCUCUAGUCGCAGUAUGGAUCGUUCUCUUGCGGUCAUGGAGAUCCUUAUCAAGCUCCCGUCGAAUGAAAUUCUAGGUCUUGACGACCGUUUGGCAUUCACAGUACUCGCUAACUUGCCGCGCUACCUGCACGCUUUCGAAGAGGAACCCAACAACGUAGGCAUCUUGGACUCCGCUCGCACACUAUCCAUAGCGUCAGAAGGCCAGGGUUGUACAACGCUUGCUGGUGCACUUGAGGCGUAUGCUUCUGGCCAGUACCGCAGUAGUAAGGACUUUCUAGCGCAGAUCCUGCAGGCGAUCCGCCAGGCCUUCUUCCCAGCCUUGGAGUUCCGCAGCCUAGUGUUUCUCCUCGGCAUGGUGAACAAUCAGACAGACUGGUUCAAAGUCCGGACUAUGCAGAUUCUGAGCGUCAUAGUGCCAGAGAUCGAUAUGCGCAAACCAGAGAUUGCCAGUCAAGGACCUGACCUUAUCUCGCCGCUGCUGCGCUUACUGCAGACCGAGCAUUGCCAGCAAGCCCUUGAUGUGCUGGACAAUGUUAUUGAGAUGACAGGUACGCCACUAGACAACAAGCACCUACGAAUGAGUAUGGCAGGCUCCCACUCGAGCCGAGCUACCCGCAAAGAGUACGAAAGCACGAAGAGCUUGUACGGCAUACCUGAGGAUUCUGGAUGGUCAAUACCGAUGCCCGCAAUGCACGCGGCGCAGACCAGAGCCAAUGUACAUGCGGUCUUCUACACCCUCGCAUAUGCUGGUCUAGACGGUACACAAGAAGCAGCCAGGACGCCGGAGAUUGAGUUCCACAAGGAUGAGUAUCCUUUCGACUCAUACGCGGCGGACAGAACUGCCACCAUGAUGUCUGAUGACACACGUACGGAUGGCAACAUGGGCGAACUGGCUGUUAAACUAGACAGCCUCGAUGAUUUCUUCGGCUCGGACGAAGAAGGCAUUGACUCAACGUCGCCGCUUCGAUCCGAUAACGUGCGGCCAAGAUAUCCCAGUGGUCGUCCUGGUGAACGCGAGGAUUUGUACGAGGAGCAAGUCCGCCCUAUCUUGCAGUCGCUGCAACGCAACACGAGUGUUACAUCGUUCCAGCGUGGCUUUGCGUCGUCAGAGGUCCGUUACCAGCCUGGUCGAGACAUGGUUAUGAACCCAGCCGCCUUCGCCCAGAACACUGCACUCCUAAGUCGCCCCGGCUUGCACAACCGAGCAGUGACCUCGCCAGUCAUGACGUUGAAGGACCAUGAAGCACGGCAGCCUCUGGCAGAGCCAAUGUCUGGUGACGAAGGUGACAGGGAGACCGACACGUUCUCCGAUGAUGACCUUUCGAUUGGAAAGGCGCACACGGGCGAAGACCGCGCGCUUCCGCAGCACAACAUCAAGCCAUCCCGAGGCUUCAGAGGGUGGUCGCAAGGACUACGCCGGCUUACUUCGAGCAGUGGUACUCAGCAGGAAGCCCUGAAAACGUUGGCAAAGUCGACUUCGCGUAGUCCGCAGGUACCGAGAAUGCCUGCGCCAUGGCUACGGAAUCCUCAAAGCGCUGAGCCCUGA
Messenger RNA from Baudoinia panamericana UAMH 10762, 7761 nucleotides. RefSeq lists its product as uncharacterized. The coding region runs from base 1 to 7761 and encodes 2586 amino acids. The record is from RefSeq and is a predicted model, not a curated record. Gene Ontology annotation, cellular component: cell cortex; site of polarized growth. The transcript is spliced from 2 exons. Gene Ontology annotation, biological process: cell morphogenesis. Lineage: Eukaryota; Fungi; Ascomycota; Dothideomycetes; Mycosphaerellales; Teratosphaeriaceae.